CCUAUUGGUCCUGGCCACCAUAUUGGUGGUGCUCUACGUGGAACUCAAUCGACCCCGAGCGGAGUUGCCCAGCAACAAGGCCAUCUACUUUGGCAACAACUACGACCACGAUACGUGAAACGGCCACCUGGUCAUCGACAGGAAGCAGUGGGGAGCAGCCGAGAACACCCCCGCCCUGAUCAUUCCCCUCAAGAGACCAAUUCCCUAUGUCCUGAUCACCCACAUCGAAGAACAGUCGCCUUGCGAGAACAUGGCCAAGUGCACCAUCAGGAUGCGAACCAACCAGGACUGCGCUAUUGUCGAGAGGGGAUUGCCGGAUUUACAGUCCAAUUUUUAUGUUUCGGAGGAGGGCAAUAUCUACGUGGGCCGCGGCUGGGACUGGGCCAACACGUAUGCGAACCAAACGUUGGGCGUUACCUUUAUAGGCGACUUCACCCGCUUUAAGCCGUCUGCCAAGCAAUUGGAAGGUGUCAAAUUUCUGCUAGCCCAUGCAGUGGCUAACCGAAACCUAGAGGCCGACUACAAGCUGGUAGCCCAAAAUCAGACAAAGACGACGAAAAGCCCGGGGGCCUAUGUCUAUCAAGAAAUCCGGAACUGGCCGCACUUCUACGGCUGCGGAAUGGACGGGGCACCGGCUUGUGGCAUCGAACUGGGCAUGAAACCGGAAUCGUGGAAUGGCAAGCAAUAGCAACAAUAGACUUUUUACCAACUAAGUGUAUCACCUGCGUCUUCGUGUCGUGGGCUCAUGUCAUCGUUAUUCUCGUGGUCGUCAUUACUUUGUUUAUGCUGCGUGCCAUGCAGCGUAUUAAUAGCCAGGCACCGGGCUUCAAUCCCCCAAGCACUGCACUGGGAGAAAUAUCCCCUGAUUUGGACAAAACGCAGAUGGAGUAAAAAUUACAACCAAACCAAACUGUAAUCCUAAAGCUUCAAAAAAUACAUUGGCCCAAUUGAUAUUAAUAUGCCUUUAAAAAUAUAUUUAAAUUUUUAAUCUA
Molecule: messenger RNA, 992 nt
Organism: Drosophila ficusphila
Lineage: Eukaryota; Metazoa; Arthropoda; Insecta; Diptera; Drosophilidae
Product: peptidoglycan-recognition protein LA-like
Exons: 4
Coding region: 251-688 (145 amino acids)
Biological process (GO): peptidoglycan catabolic process
Molecular function (GO): zinc ion binding; N-acetylmuramoyl-L-alanine amidase activity
Source: RefSeq, a predicted model, not a curated record